AAACAUUACUUGCCAUGGUGUCAGCGAUUUGAACCGACUUGUCAUAUAUAAAGGAAAUUAUGAAGAAAACUUUAGGACAGGAAACACUUUCGACUUCGAGUUGAGUGCAGACCCUUCACUAAGUAUCAACCUACAACGAAUGAUCAGAAAGGAGUCACCAAAAUUAAGCGAAGAAUUUUGCAUUUUUCUUUGGAAAGUUUUGUUCUCUUUUCUUUUAAUCGUGGCUAUGCUGACUAAAAUAAAGCAUCUAGUAAAAUGACCGGACUCGUGGAGCUCAAAGUGAAGCCAUGUGUACUUAUGGAGACAUCUUUCUUAAAUUGCGGCAGGGUUAUGUUUGGAUCAUCAUCCAUUUCAAACAAUGUCUGGUCACAUAAACCAGACUGCAAAUGCAAUUGGUGUUCGGUGAAUUUACAGUGUUUUUAUAUGAAAAAGGAGGAAGUUCGUUUCAAACCAAAAUUAUAUCAAUUACAGUUGAAAGCACCAAAACCAACCAAAGUUGUCUGUCGAAAACCCUGUCUUGGAAAGCCACCACACUAUGGGAAGGAAUAUCAUGGAGCCGUGUCAAGGGAAGUUGCUGAUUGCCUGCUGCAAGAGGCUGGGGAGGGGAGUUACCUUGUCCGUGAGAGUCAGCGAGCACCCGGAAGCUACACUUUAGGCCUAAGGUACGGUGGUAUGACACGGAAUUAUAAGCUAUUCUAUGAUGGCAUGCACUACAUAGCAGACAAGAGGUUCAACUCAAUGAACGACUUGGUCGAGGAUGGCCUAAUCCACUUCUACAUGGAAGACAAAGCAGCUGAUUAUAUCAAGGACAUGGAUGCUGAACCCAUCUAUGAUAAACAUUCCAAGUACGCCACAGUAAGAUUACCGCGACAAAGAAGUAGCGAGAAAGGACAGUUGAGCCAUGUAUUUGACAAAAAUGGUCAGGAUGGGAUGAAACCAGAAUACAACCAAUCAGUUGUGGAUGGAUCUUGUAUAUCAACUCCAGAUAGGAUAAUAGUGUCCAUACCUCCAGAAGAAAUCGUAGUGCAAUACGAAAAAGCUCACAACUUUAAGGUGCAUACAUUUGGGCUACAUUGGUGUGAAUAUUGUGGUAACUUUAUGUGGGGCCUCAUUGCUCAAGGGGUCAAGUGUACAGAUUGUGGUUUGAGUGUGCAUAAGCAAUGUUGUAAGCAGAUUCCGCAAGAUUGCAUGCCAGAUAAGCGUCUCAUCAAGAGGGUUUAUGGGAUUGAUCUGACCACAUUGGUCAAGGCUCACAACACAACACGUCCAAUGGUCGUAGACAUGUGCAUCAAAGAGAUUGAGGAAAGAGGUCUGGACAUGGAAGGUAUAUACAGAGUGCCAGGCAUGUUGGAUGAUGUGGACUAUAUUCAACAUUCAUUUGAUAAUGAUAACGAAAAUGCAAAGAUUGGUCCACAUGAUGUCCCCGACAUCAAUGCUCUAGCAGGCGCCCUCAAGCUAUUUCUACGGCAACUUCCAAUCCCACUUAUACCUUUUGAACUCUAUGAGAAGUUCAUGAAUGCUGCAAGAAUAACUGAUGAGCAUGAAAGGUUUGACAGUAUUUACAAUGCUACAAAGGAGUUACACAGCAUAAAGCUGGCGCACUACCAGACCCUUAAGUGUGUUACGGAGCACCUCCGCAGAGUAAGUCAUCACCAGGAGAAAAACAAGAUGAGUGUUGAGAACAUAGCAAUUGUGUUUGGACCAACGAUAUUCCGCUCCCCUGACGACCAGUCCCUCAACAACCUCAUACUUCUUCAGUACCAGAAAAAAGUUGUGGAAUUAUUCCUGGAAGAUCAUGAUAAAAUUUUUGAUAAGUAAAACCAAUGGAUUAUUGUCCACUUUGGUUUUAAAAGUGCGCAAUCAAGAUGUAACAGAGAGACUGUUAAAUGCAAUUUAUCAUCAGUUAUCAUUGACUGACAUAUAAUUCUGAUCAAUUGAAGAGUAAUAAUGUAUAUUGUUUUUGUUUAAUAAUAAUAUCAUGCAAAUAAUCCAUCCCCCACACAGUACUGCUGUACUGAUUGACUUAUUGGUAUAUCAAUUUUGGUUAAUCAGUGCUUAGUAAC
Molecule: messenger RNA, 2063 nt
Organism: Anneissia japonica
Lineage: Eukaryota; Metazoa; Echinodermata; Crinoidea; Comatulida; Comatulidae
Product: N-chimaerin-like
Exons: 11
Coding region: 256-1818 (520 amino acids)
Biological process (GO): signal transduction; regulation of GTPase activity
Molecular function (GO): GTPase activator activity
Source: RefSeq, a predicted model, not a curated record